Vombatus ursinus (common wombat) is the source of this 1727-nucleotide messenger RNA. Its product is annotated as casein kinase I. Bases 170 to 1069 code for a protein of 299 amino acids. Gene Ontology annotation, biological process: peptidyl-serine phosphorylation; signal transduction; endocytosis. Gene Ontology annotation, molecular function: protein serine/threonine kinase activity; ATP binding. Lineage: Eukaryota; Metazoa; Chordata; Mammalia; Diprotodontia; Vombatidae. The record is from RefSeq and is a predicted model, not a curated record. The transcript is spliced from 10 exons. Gene Ontology annotation, cellular component: plasma membrane; cytoplasm; nucleus.
UUCUGCAGGAAAGAAUCUAUAUACAAAUGAAUACGUAGCUAUCAAAUUGGAACCUAUAAAGUCCAGAGCCCCACAGCUGCAUUUGGAGUACCGGUUUUACAAACAGCUCGGCAGUUCAGAAGGGAUUCCUCAGGUUUAUUACUUUGGCCCGUGUGGAAAAUACAACGCCAUGGUGCUGGAGUUGCUGGGACCCAGCCUGGAAGACCUGUUUGAUUUGUGCGACAGGACAUUCACUCUGAAAACUGUGCUGAUGAUUGCCAUUCAGCUGAUCACACGGAUGGAAUACGUCCACACCAAGAGCCUGAUAUACCGUGACGUGAAGCCGGAGAACUUCUUGGUGGGCCGGCCGGGGAGCAAGCGUCAACACACCAUCCACAUCAUCGACUUUGGCCUGGCCAAGGAGUACAUCGACCCUGAGACCAAAAAGCACAUCCCCUACCGCGAGCACAAGAGCCUGACGGGCACGGCGCGCUACAUGAGCAUCAACACACACCUGGGGAAAGAGCAGAGUCGGCGGGAUGACCUGGAAGCCUUAGGCCACAUGUUCAUGUACUUUCUCCGUGGGAGCCUUCCCUGGCAAGGUCUUAAGGCAGACACCCUGAAAGAACGGUAUCAGAAGAUCGGGGACACCAAGAGAGCGACGCCAGUUGAGGUCCUCUGUGAGAACUUCCCAGAGGAGAUGGCCACUUACCUGCGCUAUGUGCGGCGUCUGGAUUUCUUUGAGAAACCUGACUAUGACUAUCUGCGGAAACUCUUCACGGACCUGUUUGACCGCCAUGGAUUCGUGUUUGAUUAUGAAUAUGACUGGGCUGGAAAACCCCUGCCAACCCCGAUUGGCACCAUCCACAGUGAUGUCCCCGUCCAGCCAGUGAACCGGGAUAAGGCUCAGUCCCACACCAAACACCAGGUGAUGAGCUCCACCAACGGUGAACUAAACACCGAUGACCCGACGGCCGGCCACUCCAACGCCCCCAUCACGGCCCCUGCAGAAGUGGAGGUGGCUGAUGAAACAAAGUGCUGCUGUUUCUUCAAGAGGAGGAAGAGGAAAUCCACUCAGCGGCACAAGUGAGCCUCUGGGGCCCAGGCGGACCGGACCCACCGCAGCCCUGUCGCCUCCACCCUUUCUGGCCCCAGAGAUGGCAGGCGGCCCCUGCCUGUGGCCCUGCCUCCUGCAGCCAGGGCAGGGGCGGCCAGGAGAAAGGCCAGGAACAGAGAAGCCGGGGGAGGAAGGGGGGCCACUAGCCCCGGCCCCCGCCCCCCUGGGCCCAGGGGUCACCUACUCCAAGCAAGACUUUGGCAGAAAUUCCUGCAUCUGUGUCUCGUCCAGUCCACCUUGAGAGCGCUAACUAUUUAAAAACCACACACCGAGGAACCGAAGCCUGCCAAGAAAGCACUUCCCCCUGCCCCACCUCUCCCUUCACCCUUCAGUUUGAGGUUGGGCUUGCGCGCAUCAGGGAUUGACCCCUGCAGACUCUGCGUCUCCGCCUGCGCGCUUAGGCCUAAGGUGAAGCCUGGGAGGCCCUGGCGCCUCGUGGUCCUCAGUUUGACCUUCACCACUUAGUGUUAUAAAAUCCAGCCUUUUUCUCUUCCUCUUUCAGAAAGGCCAUUCUGUCCCGGUGUGGGGAGGAGGGAGUUGAGGAGGCGCCCACUCCCCUGCCCUCGUGUGUCGUCUUUGGGGUCCGGGCUAUGCCUUGUUACCCGUGCACUUUGAUCAUCCGGGGGUUCUG